GUGCAUUUGUGUUAUAAUCACUGCUAGAACUUUGAGUAUCAUGCACCUUAAAUUUGGUUUUUCGUUUGCUUUACGGAAAAUUCCGGGUUAUUCUUUAUUUGGAGCAUUGCGAUAAUCGAGCAAUAUCCAGUCAGUGGUGUCAAACAAUUUUCAUACGUCAAACCGUCAUAUCACAACGCUCCGACUGGUGACUAGUGAAAUUUGUUGACAAUUUCGGGAGCAAGUCCUGCUUUACUGAUUUUCAAGAGUAUUCGUGUUGAUAUAUUUAAUUUCAACAUAUAUCUUAACUGCUUCCCUACAGGGAAGUAUAAUUUUUCCACAGUUUAUUCCGUAAAUGACCUUGAAGCAAAAUUACACCCAUUGCUUUUAAAAAAUAAGGUUAGGUUCUACUUCCACUUCAACCUUCAACAAUCACCAUAUUUAAUACCAUGCAUGCGUUUGCCCAGCAAUCGAAUCACUUAUUGCCUCUAUUUCUUCAGGCUACGCUUACAUGAAUGGGGACAUUGCCAAACUACCCGCGGGGGGUGCGGUGUACGGUGGCAGCAGCAGCACAGGCCCCGAAACAGCAGCGGCGACCGGUGCAGCUCUGCCCUCCACAACCAGCAACCCCAACCAUUACCACGUUCACCAAGAAGAGUACCCCACCGAACAGCAUCAACAGCAUCCAAUGGUCAACGGCGUAGCCGAGACUGUCACCGCCGCCACAGAUACACCACCGACAGAUGGCGCCUGUGGGGGCGGUGGUACACCGCAGAUACUUCACCAGCCGGAUACGGUGGCGGGUGGUACUGGCACGGGUGCGCAGGUGGCGGCAAUCUCAUUACCGCCCCAUUACCAGCAACAACACCACCAGACGACAACGUCUGCAAACUCCACGACACCAUCGGGUUACCCUCUGUCACAGCUCAAGCAGAUGCUGUCGCAGCAGUUAGAGUAUUAUUUUUCUAGAGAAAACUUAGCCAACGACACAUACCUCCUCUCCCAAAUGGACAACGACCAGUAUGUGCCGAUAUGGACGGUGGCUAACUUCAACCAGGUGAAAAAGCUGACCAAGGAUAUCAAGCUGAUCACCGAGGUGCUGCGUGAGUCCCCGAAUGUCCAAGUAGACGAGGAGGGCAUCAAGGUGCGACCCAAUCACAAAAGGUGCAUCGUCAUACUUAGGGAGAUACCAGACAACACACCCAUCGAGGAUGUCAAGAAUUUAUUCUCAGGCGAGAACUGUCCUCGCAUGAUCUCGUGCGAGUUCGCACACAACAGUUCAUGGUACGUAACUUUCGAAUCGGACGAGGACGCACAACGUGCGUACAGGUAUCUCAGGGAGGAGGUGCGCGAAUUCCAAGGCAGGCCUAUUAUGGCCCGGAUCAAGGCCAAACCAAUGAACAGGUUGCCUAUGCCUGCGUCGAUGGCUGUCGCUGCAAAGAACGGCUUCCGCGUGACACCGCCGCCGGGACCCCCAGGGGGCCCUCCCCCGCCAACGGCAGCUGCCGCCCAAGCUGCGGCGGUUGCAGCUGCAGCGGUUGCCGCCCAACCUCAGCCGCAAGUGCCGCCUCCGACGGCGGUGUUCGAUCCUGCCGCCUUCCCACCCGGACAGCAAAGGUUUAUCUAUGCUAAUGGCACUCCAGGGCAACCCGUGGCUGCUUACAAUCAAGUUCUAUACCCGUCGUACGCUCAACAGCAGUUCUUUGCGUCAGUGGCGUGGCCUCCUAGCGCAACAGGUUAUUUCGACAUCAGCAGCGUGUUCCAGGUGAACGGAUUGGCACCUCAGGGCUUCAAGCAUCCCUCGCAAACCUACGGCGGAGGUGGUGGAGGAGGGGGCGGUAGACUAGGCGGGGGUGGUGGGCAGGGAGGGCAAAAUAGGCCGAGAAAGCAGUCCAGGGGCGGGCCGAACAUGCAGGGGCAGGAGCAGGGCUCCUCGCAAGGCAGCAACCGGCCGUCAACGUCCCAACAGUCAUCUCGGCCUCUGUCACCUCAAUCUGGUAACGGUGGCAAAUUACACGGCAACAAAUCGUCCAUGGUAGAUGGCGCCAUACCGAAAGCUCAUUCCGUAGCCGGACCAGCAGCCGUCAGUAUCAACGAAUUGCACCAUGAGGUUCAUAUCGCCGCUGGCGGCGCACCUAUCGGCCUACCAGUAAUCCACGCAACCGCAGUAGCGGACGGCUCAAUGGUCGACAUGUACAGGUACAUCCCGGCGGGGGCGGUGGCUACCCAACCGCCCCCGGCUUCAGCGAUGAUGAAAGAGGCGGUGCCGCCACGACACCGCAGGAAAAAGCGUGACGACGAAAACACCGUGGGCGGCACGAUGACGUCGCAGGCCGCCGCCGCCUCCGCAUGCAUGCAGGGUGGUGCCUCUAGUGGUGUCGCUGCAGGAGCGGGGGCGGUCGCCUCUAGUCAGUUGCAGCGAGGCGGGGGCGGCGGUGGAAGCAGCGGUGAUGCGCAAAUGAGUGGCGGUAACAGUACGAGCGGUGGUGGGGGUGGCAGGCAGCAGGCGCAGUUUGAUCUCGUCGAUGAGGCGUUCCCGCCUUUACCAGGCUUGGAUGCGAACCAUCACCAGCCGUCCAAACACCACCAUCAUCACCACCACAAUCACCAACAGCAGCACACCCACCAGCAACACCAUCACCCUGUGACAAACCACAUAGACUCCGGCCAACCGGCGACGGUGGCCGCCUCCGGCAACACGACUGACCACUCGCACGGGGGCGGCGGUGGAUGGGGAGAAAACAGACUGGCCGACGUCGUCAAAGGCACCGUCAGGAACAAAAACAAUUCGGCAGUGGCCACUGCAACGAAUACCGCCUCCACGACGUCGACGAUAGGCAGCAACGGAAAUUAUAACAGUAGUAAAGAAUCAAGUAGUGUCGGCUGUGAUGACUCUCCUAGGACUGUAUCGCCGCACCAAAUGCAGCAACAGCAGCCAGCCUUUGCUCAGUCUUCUUCUAGGCAGAAAGACUGCAAAGACGCCUCCACGGAUAGUAGUGAUGUUCAACUAGACAACAAUAUGCCAGUUACGCUUACACCGCCUAGCUCACCCGAAAAAAUAAUCCCAGUGUUGUCGAUGAAGUGCACGAUGGCGGACAAAUCGACGAAAACGGACGACGCGCUGCUGAACGGCCAAGGGGGCGGCGACGGCGGUUCCGAAUGUUCCGCAGGCAGCGGAGGCGGCGCUUCCGCAACCUGCCCCACCACCACGAAUGCCGCUACAAUGACGACGACGUCGAUAGCGCCGGUUGCCAUGACGACGACGCCCAAAUCGGCGGCCGCCUCCAAAGGAGCGGUACCGCUCCAGGUGUACCCGUCGACAAUGGAGGCGGCCGCGCUGGCCGGUGGGCUUCCGUCGCCACCACUUAGCGGAAAGGACUCGUAUUCGGUGGCGGCAUCUACGGGCGGUUCCAUCAACCCGCCCCGCAUGAGUUACGCUCAGGUGGCGCAGCAUCACAAGGACGCACACAAGGCAGCCGUCGCGGCGACCCAAACUUCAAAUACGUCAUCUAUAAAGUCGGUGGACGCAGCGAAUAGUGUGUCAACCGGAAGCAAAACGACCACAGCUGGCGGCACCACUGUCCCGUCUUACCGAUCGACGAUGCAGGAGGGCAGGGAUAACCCAAGUUCGCGCGGAGGCAGUUCGGAGAACGGGUCAGCCCAUGGAAACAAUCAACAGCAGAGCAGGUACAACGGUCCCAGCGGCCCUCGAGGCGGAGGCGGUCCGAACAGACCAGGCCACGAGAGGACCGGUGGCGGUAUGGGGCGGCGCAGGCCGGGCGAGACGCGCACUGCCCAGUUGCGCGAUUUCGUCACCGCCGCCCCCAGAUCGCCAAAGUAACCGCCCUCCCCAGGUGGACACAGGUACAGGAUGCUGUGUUGUCGUCGAUGUGUUGUGCGUGCAAGCAAUGAGCUUGCAAGGGAGAGGGUCGCAAACCUGUUAUUGGUUGUUAGCUUUUGCUCUAAAAUGAGGCGUCGUUCAGUUUUUUGGCAGUUGAGCAGUAAUAAUGCACUCAGUGUUGCUGUAAGGGUUGCCUUAAAAUAUCAUUAUUAGCUAUUAUUAAGGAAAGGUCAAUAAUGGUUUCUUUAUUGUUCAUUAUUUUUCUUCGAUUGCAAAGAUGUCUAGUUAGGUUCCAUUGAAAAGUAUCAUCUUCAUACAGUAGGUGCCCCAAUUUUUUAACCAAGCCUUUUUACCUGAAAGGACAAUAAAAUAUAAUCACUUUAUGUAUUAGUGUUUUCUCUGUUUUCACGCUUCCUAUAAGCGAUCAUCUACAUAGUUUGUAACAAAUCUCGACAGCAAAUGUCUGUUGUGAUGUUGAUACACACAGAGCUUGUUUUGUUAUAUUUGAAGCGACAGUUUUAAAUCUUAUGCCAUUUUUUAAUAAUGAGUUAGAUGUAUAUUUACUGAGCUUUGCUUCCCUUGCAACAGCAUUGGGCCAUUAAGAAAUGGACACGCUUCUUAUUUUCUAAGUUGUAGUUGUAAUACCCUAUAUAUCCAAAUUGUCGAUUGGAUUCUUAAUGAGGGGUAAAAAUAAAGGAAUAUUCAUCUGCAUUUCUGCUUAGCUGUCAAUCACAACAUUAGUCGGCUCUAGACUUGGUGAAAAAAGUGACGCCGCUUUUUACCUCUCCUGCCGCUGCAGUUCGUCUGUGAAAAACAUUUUUACUGCCCCGCGAACGUUCGAAAAAUAGACAAAAGCAUUUAGUGGUGUUUAUAUAGACCUUGCUAAAUAUCAUUUUGUAAUAUUAACUUUACGACUUCUUCACUUGUGCGAGUCAUAUGUUCCUAGCCGUUGAGUAAGUGCUGUUGAAUAUUGAUAUGUUUUUUUAAAAAUAUUGGAGGAAGUAUGGUAUAUGAGGUGAUUGGUUAUAGGAGAGCGGAUUCAAACCGGAUUCUUUAAAGCGUAUUUCCGGUAAAAUACCAAUAAAGUUACAUGUCAUAUAGAGAAAAAAAUGUUUGUCAAUGGUCCAUUCGAAUCACUUGAGUUCCAAUUUUUUUUGUUAAUGUUUUUUAUACACUUAUGUAAUAUCUUUCGAAAUUGUUCCACAUUUUUCUGAAGAAAUACAACUCCAGGCAAUGACACAUGUAUACCCUAUUUCACGAGUAUCCAUCACGGUAGAAUGACAGCAGGUUAUCUAGUAAUAUUCCAAAAUUCCCCAUAUCGCCAAAGGACACAUAAUUCUGACUGAUCCGUCAAUGCCACUUAGACAGCCAUACUUUGUUUUGUUUUUUUGUAGGCUACAGAUUCAUUCUGUAGUUGCUAAAAGCUCUUUUAUUUGGAAAAGUUCAUUUGCAUACAAAAAACAAAAUGCUACAAAUUUUUGCUAGAUUUACACCCGAUUCAUUAUGGCCAAUGUUGCAGUUUAACACAAAAAUUUGGCUUGCUGAUCAGCUGUUCACCUCAGUAGACCUCAAAGCGUGAUGGAUACUCGUGAAAUAGGCUAUAAGCAUUUCAAGUAAUUAGUAUUGGUAUUGGCGCUAGAAUAGGAUUCGGUUUUUGCAUCAUUUGUACUAGUCGAACAUGUAAUGCCAAAAAUCUCACUAUUAGCGUGCAAAAGUAUUCUAACCAGCACCCAAUUGUAGCGUGCAUUGCAUAGGGCGUCGCAUUUUGUAAUCUUUAUUCUAGUCAACACUUGUUGCAGCUUACACUUUACAAAAAAUUACUUUUGAAAAAAUGUAUACAAGAUCAUGGAUGCAUUUAAAAAUUUUCAGUUUCAAAUCCGUUUACAUCAACAUAUCUUUUUUGCCAACACACAUGUCUUAUGAUAAAAGAGAUCCUAAAUUCUAGCCAUUUAAAAACGUGUUCGAUUGGGACUAAUGAUUAAAAAAUCCGCUCAAAAUUUAUGGCAAAAUUUCGGUAUCGGAUUCAUCUACGAAUUUGAGAAUGCUUUAAUGAUUUGGAAGCUUGGGCUUUUGGUACUAAGAAAAUAGAGCUGAAAUCAGCUCGAAUUUAUUUGUUAAGUUCGAAAAAUGAAUUGCCAAAUUGUCAAUUCGCAUACAUUUAUACUCUGCAUUGAUCACCUAAUUAUAAAAUUCAGAAUGUGUGUAUUCAUUAUUUAUUUUUUUCAGUUGACAAAGCAAUGAUUAGUUUUGUUUAGUUCAUUUACUCUGACUUUCCACUUGUUAGUUCCAAAUAGGAAUCGCUCCAUACUUUUGACUACAUUUUUUAUUCAACCAUUUGUUGGUAGGAAAAUGUCCGUUUUUCGGCUAAUUCAGUGCGUAACGGUGCUUCCAUAUCUUCCUCAAUUUUUCACAGGGUAGAAUUGUAUAACCUCCGCACAUAUAUGAGGGGGAGUCUCAAAAUUCGCAUGAAUCCUAGCCGUAACUAACUUUGCCAUUUGUGUUCGCUGUGAAUUCUUCAUCGAACAAUAUGUCUAGUGCAGUCGAAUAAGGUGAACUUCAACAACCUCUGUAUAAAAAAGGAAAGCCAAAAUAGUAUACAUACGAUUACGUGUCCACUAUUCAAGGUAUGGAAGACUACAAAUUGAUUUUGGAACUACCUACCUCUACCUAGUGCGUUGUUGACAUGGCCUUCAACCGUAGCUCAAUUAUUUUUUCGAAAUAUAUGGCGGCUAACUGAUCUGGACCGGUAUUCUCGUUUUUUCCUUGAAAACGAUACGUUUUCGUUAGCGAAUCAUGUACGCCACAAGCCUUACGCCUUUGGUUAAGGUACUGUUGGUUGAGAGGAAUGGCCGGCACAUCAACUAGAGGACAGUAUGUUUUAUUUACUGACAUUAUAAUAGUUAGUUGGAGAAUAAAUUAUUUUAUAACAAAAGGCACUGCCAAAAGUGUUUGAUCAUUUACUCCAAAUUUUGCUCAUCCUGUUUUCUUAGAUGGUAGGAUUUUACAAAAAAAAUUACAUACCUCGAGAUUUCAAAGCGAUCACUUAGUAAUCGUUUUGGAGUCGUCAAGCGAUUUUCCAAAACGGGAAUACCAUAUUUUUACAAGCACAUUUAAAAGCAAGUGCAAAUGACGUCAUAUUCGCUGAGCGAAACACCGCGUAUUGAAGAACGAGAAUACCGGCACUGGCGUCGGUUUGCUGACGUCACCACUGGUUACAACAUUAGCUAGCUGUCAUCUAUUUAAACCAGUUUGUCUACGGUUGCUGGCGACGUCGCCAAGUCACUCCAGUGAGGUAGCACGCUUGCGUGUGUUCAAGUAGCUAAAAACAUUUUGAUGACUGAAUCGAUGGACAUAUCACUUAAAAGAUACCGCAACGUAUGACUUCAAAUAGCCAUUACGUUUCGUAAAUGUUUCUCUGUAGUUUUGAGGUUUGUAAGUUCAUCUGACUGGUGUAGUAUAUAUAUGCGAUGCGAAGUGACCCGCCCGCGUUGUGAUUCUGUGAUUGGCCCACUUUUUUCUUGUUUGACGCGGCUGCUAAAUAUUAUUAACUAUAUAGAGAUGAAAAUAAAGAACCUUAGACGUCUCUCCGUCGCAAAAAAAUAAAACUCGUGUUGUACAGGCUAAUCAAUAUGAUACGUUGAAAAUUAUUUUUGACAAAUAACUAUUACCACUGUAUUGUAUAAGUGUAUAGGGGGGAAAGUGUAGGUCCUAGUGUAUAUUAUUAUUGUUGGGUUUUAACUUAGCUAUUUUUCGACAAUCCACUGUUGCUGCGCCCAGUUCGCAUAAAAUAAUAUAAAUGAGACAGAUGAUAUUCUGGAUCAAUAUACAAAACUGAAAAAAUAAAUUGGUAUGCAACGACAGUCUAGACAUGUAAAGUUGAUGUGGUACAGUUCUAUCAUACACUUCUGGAAGACUACUAAAGAUAACCAUUAUGUAAUUUUAAAUUUAAGAAUAACACACUGGUAAAGCCCUACGACAAGUGAUAAGAUGCAAUUGUUUCAGUUAUAAUUGAAGAUGGCAUCUUCCGAAUUCAGUAUAUGUUUGCAAUCAAAUAUUUUUAUGGUGUUCUAGAGGAAUAUAAUAGAACGAUAUGAUCGGGUCCAAACUCAUCUACUUCAUAUAAUGCCUGCUUGAAUUUUGUUAGUAAACAAGUUUCCAUGUAACCAUUCGUUGGAUCUUUGGAUUUUCUUAGUCAAAUCACACCCAGUGAGACAUAUUUGCGGUAAUGUUUGGAGUAGAUGGGUCAAUGUUUCCACUGUUUAAUGUGGAAGAUAACGGGAAUCAGUGUCUGAGUGUGGAAAGAAUGUAUUUGGUCGAUAAUUUACAUUCAAUUUGUACAUAUUUUUGAUGUAUUGUUUUUAUUUUGCUUUAUUUUUUCAUAAUUUUGUAAAUUAAUACCAUCGGGAACCACAGACUUUGAUAUGUCACAUAAUAUACCAGCUUGGUUAUUUUUAGAUACCAGCCUUACAUCAGUUUGGUACAGCCAUACAUAUAGACUGAGAGUUAUUCAAAAUUUGUGAAUAUAUGGACAUGAAAGACAUAUAGGAAUCUUUUCAUACCCAAGUAGAAGUAUCGAAUAUGUCAACUCUGAUGUUUUGCCAAUAAAAAGUGGGGAUUGUUGUAACAGUGGCGUCUCAAACUGUUUCUGAAGCAACUUCCUUUAUAACUAGAAUAAUAUAUUUUCAAGAAUCUACAAUUGCUAGUAACAAAAAUAUGGUUCAAAAAUUCGAAACUCAGAUCAGCGAAAUUAGAUGAAGUGAAGGAGGUUGGAUCAGUGCUGUAGAAGUCAGUAUUGAAGAUCUGGACUUGAAACUAGAAAAUGAAGUCAACUAAAUAAUGGCGAACAUUGAUUUGAUAUCACUGCACCUUGUACUAAGACGGUUAUUCAAAUUUGUGACUAUGCUGACAGGAAAGAUAUCUCUCACGUGCCCAAGUAGAUUUACAGAAUUUUUUUGUUUCUUUUGCGUAAAAAUCUAAAUGUUAUUUAAGUUACUAAUGAUUUAAGAUAUCUCGUAUUGUUCCAUGACCGUCCAACAUUUACAGCAAGUUGAGUCAGCAAUCCUAAUCGCGAAAUUUUCGGGUGAAUAAGUGCUGAAAUAAUCAAAUUGUUGACAACAUUAAAAUAAAAUAUGCGUCCAAUUAAUCACCAGUGCGGAAUCCCUCCUGGUUACAAAUGUUCUAUUUGAUUUGGAUUUCUUCUUUUUUUGGAGUUUAUAUAACUGAGAUGACAUUUGUAGUAUGGUGCAAAAUUAAAAGAGUUGUAAUAUCUAAAAGUAACCAAACAAUGUUUAUAAAAAAUUCUGCUAAGGAAUUGGAAACGGCAUAAUUUUCGAGUCAGAUGUAGAAAACUGUCUGGUAACCUCUGCGAUUUCCUAAUAUUAACAUCGAUGGCUUGUUCCCUUGUAUUAUAAGUUAUUGUUCUAAGGCGAUUUGUAUAUUUAUUUGAGGUAUAUAAAAUAUGCCGUCUAAUCUAAUUAUAACAUUAGAAAUUGAUGCGUGUAUAAAUGGCACCGCGUUAUGGAAUUGAAUCACUUUCCAAAAAAACAAAAUAAGAAAAAACUCAAUCGUUGAAAUUCGCUCGAUAGUCGAAUUUUUAGUCGUAUUUUAACUUAUGGGCUGUGCAUGUACAUAAAAUGAACUACGGUGUCGUGGCAACAGCUUGGAGUUACGUUAUUAUUGCUAUCUUUUCAGUUUAUCAGUAUAUGUAACUUACCUUAAGACUGUUAGCUGAUUACUUUUAAAAUUGUUAUUUUAAUCAUUGAUUCAUAGAAGUGCUUCGGUUCUACACCUUCCACGACUCAUUGAGCCUACUAAUUUUCCUACUUGCCAUAUUGUCCUUGGAAACUUUAUAUGUUGUAAACCUGAUGUGUUUCCACACACCAUUAUUUGAAAUAUGUUCGACAAAAUACCUUUCUGUUCCAGUGAACCAGAAUAGGGUACAUAUAUAUGAUAAAUGAUGGUAAUCGUAUGUAUGUCCAAAAGCUUUCAAAACCACGUGUAUCAAAGAAUAAACUAUCCUGAUUUUCAGAAUUUGACGUUCUCUUUUAUUUUGUACUUGUAUAAUUCACACAACUGUAACUAACUGCACCCUAAGGCACUGUGUAUAAACAUGAUUUUUUUCUGUAUAUUUUAAGCGUUGCCCUUAAUCAAUACAAGAACAACUUCACAUAAUAAUCAAAGACUGAAAUUUAUGUUUCAUCUUGUUUUUGUUUUUAACAUUUGAGUUGUAUUCAAUUUUGGAGGGGUUUCCAAGGUUUUUUUCAUUAUGUAUCGAUAUAUUUCCUUUGUUACAAUGUGGACGUAUCAGUGUUCCAUAUAGAAACUUCUAGAACAAAUACUAAUUAUUAUCAUACAUAAAGCUUUCAUUAUAUUUAUAUACCCAUGAUUUGUAUGUUUUCAUCAUAUUGCUUACUGAUAAUUUCGCUAUAUUUUUUUUUUUUUGAAGAAAUGCUUGCUUUGAAAAUGUCUUUGUAAGGAACAAAAAUAUUUUAUGCAUAACUUAUGGUACAAUAAUUGAUGCCUAUCAAACCGCCAAGAGUUUUAUGAUUAUUCUAGGUCAGACAGUCAAAUUAUUUUAUGUAUUUUUACCUGGCGUGGCGUUUUUGAACUUCUUUUAUGGUAAUUUUUGUGUGAUCGAUACACACGGAGUCAGUGGAAGGUGUUAUGUUUUAUUUACAUAUACCCAUCUAAUUAUUGAAUAAUCCUAUGUUUAUUUUGUGUGCAAGUUAUUAUUAUAGGUAACAACUUACUAUUAUUUGUUUCAUUUGUGUAGGGGUGUUGCUUUAUGUUUGUUCUGAGGGUAGCGCCCGAUUAUUAAGAAAUGGUUAAAAGUAUAAGCGCAUUUUUAUUCGGAAAGCUAAACAACCGUUUGAUAUAGGGUUUGGUUACAUUUUCAGUUUGUUUUAUUGGAUGUUGAAUAAAUGUUAAAUCGAAAUGUUGGGGGAUUUUUUUAUUUUUCAUUCAUCUUUCGUAUCACUUCAUUUUGUAAGUAUCCCAUAUAAGGAAGCUCACACUCGUGCAGGGUAUUGCGGUUAGGUAAAAUUCGCGAAAGGUGUGAUUUAUAACUUUUAGAAAAUAAGUUAUUAGUAAAACCUAGCUGCCUAGAUUUGAGGGUCCUAUGAGGAAGAUUAUACGACUUUAGUAUUUAGUUUAGUAACAAAGUAGAAUUGUCAGUUUGAAAUUCAUUUUUUUCCUAAUCUCAAUGCCUUGCAAACCCAGCCUUAACAUUUAAGUUAUGAAAACGAUACAAUGUCCGCGGAAAAGAAGUUAUCGGUUUUGGAAUUGGACAUGGAACAAUCAACACCAUUGUCUACGCCGUUGAUGGAAUAAAGAUAAAAUCUUGGCAGCGCUUACCAAAAUUCAUUUGACUGGACUAUGUCAAGGGUCACAGAUUAGUUUUUCGCGUGGUCUUGUACAUGGUUUAAAGCUGAAUAUUAUUUUACGGAGCUCCCUAAUGCUUUUUAUACUAUUCUUUCUGAUAAUAUUCAUACAGGUUUGACUUAUAGCCUUUACUUGAUUUUAUAGCAAUCAACCUUGGUGUUAACUACUAUCGAGUAGUAGGUAAGUAAUCAUGUGACGCAAUAUUAUUAUGUAAAGUGAAUAAAUUGGUGUGAAAGACGCAGUUGAAAAAAUAUGUGGGAAUAACUGUUUGCGUGUUUAAUGGAAAAGGAAGAGAUACUUGAUUGUUAAGUGGAAUCACAAAAUGCCAACUAUGAAAAAUUUUACUACAAUCGUAUGUGAUUUUUAGGAUAUGGGGUCAUCCAACAUAUCAAAUGUGGAGCUUAUCGUCAAUUGAUAUUUGGAAAUAUAUUAUUUUAUUAACGCAUUGGCUGCUUUGUCGGUCCUGUCACUGCAUACCUACUUUUAAGUUGUUACUUAGGGCUGUCAUUCAUGAGUUCUGUGUCCAUACAAGUUUACGUGCCGCGGAAUGCACCGAAAUAAAUAUUUAUAACCUUACAUAUUAUAUUAAAUAAAACUUAAUAACGUGUUUUUUAAAAUUGUACAAGGAAAUUCGUUGGCGUUCAGUGCGUUAAUAAAGAAUUUAACCCUUUACCGCCAAAUAUAUGUUAUUAUUCUGAAAUCGUUUAUUAUGUAGACAUACUGAUUCAGUACUAGUGAACAAAUAAUAGUAUUUGAAAAGUUAUACAGCAUGUUAUCACCACUAUUACAUAGCCAGUCACCGUAGGUAGCGUGAACGGCAAUAUUGGCUUGAUGCCUGCCUAAUAAACAAAUUCGGCCUGUAACUCAACUCGCUAUUCCCCUGUGUUUCAAAUCGCAUAAUAUUCGGUCCGGUAAUACUAUUGAUUAACUCCACCAAGUGACACCAAAAUUGCCGUUGAAGGUACUUGCCCAUUGAAGCGAAGAGUAGCGACAGUAUGGUGUCCCAGCUGUACAAAUAUAAUAUUCAUUUUAAGCAUUAUGUAUGUAUGGUGGUUGUCCUCUUUUCACUUAUGCUAUACCAAUGUAUGACAAAAAAGAUGCUUAUUAUUAUUAUUAUUUUUGGACUACACAUAUUACAUCGGGAUAAAUAUGAAUUAUAAUACGAGCCCCUUCCCACACUUGGCCCACUUCAAGAUUUGUACCAAAAUAUGCCUUUAUAAACUAAACAUGACGAAACUAUUUACUUCUAAAACAAUUUAUUUUCUCAAAAACAUUUUAGAUAUACUCUAGUCGUAAAAAGUACAUAUUUGAAAUCACUUAGACACCUAUAACUAAUAGAACAUGUGAACAAAUAAACAAUGUGCGAAGUUAACAAAGCAACAAUUGAAAGAUUACCAUUGGGUAACAUCACCUUUAUUUUUUAUUACGGCUGAAAUUCUUUGGGGCAUAAUGUUAACCAAGUUUUGGCAAACAUUUGAUGUAAAACAAUCCCAUAUUCUUGAAGCUUUUGUCUCAGUUCGGUGAUUGUACGAGCAGGAUGUUGUAGAACAUUUUUCAACUCGUGCCACAAAGUGUCAAUAGGUGACAGAUCUGGACUGCUAGAAGCCCAUUUCAAAAGUGAUAGAUUAUUUUCUUCCAUCCAUUUUAUAACCUUUUUGAGGUAUGGCACGCUGCACCAUCUUGCUGAAACACAAAAUCUUGGCCGGAUGUCAAACAUUCUUCCAUCACUGGUAAAAGCGAUUCUUCUAAAUUGCCAAAUUUUUGUUUGUAUUCACAUUUCCAUCAAUUAAAUGAAGUUUUCUUACUCCUUUUGAUAACAUACUGCCCCAGACCAUAAUGGAUGCUGGAAAUUUCACUUUUCUUUUCAGACAGUCAACAUGGAAUGCUUCAAUUUUUUUUGCGAAUAACUCUACUGCGACUGUCACCAACACAAACUUCGAAUCAGGCCUCAUCACUCCAUUUUGUAUUGCACACCAUUGUUGAGGUGUCCAUUGUCUAUGUUCUUUAGCCCAUCUAAGCCGAUUUUUCUUUUGCAGUGGAGUUAAUAGUGGCUUUUCUUUGGCCUAUAAACAAGUUGUGAAACUUUAGGGUUUUUACUUCACUUUUUUUUGUAUAAGAAAACUUACCUUGCAAGUGCUAAAUCCCAGUUUGUGGGCCUCUCUAUGAGUUGUGGACCUCGAAAUUCUCAUUCCAACAGCGUCACUCCACAGAGCACUUAAUUGUAAAUAAUUGUCACGCCUGUUUUUCACGAUUAUUCUUCUUAAUGCUCUUCGGUCGGCAUUUGUGAUAUUACUUUUUUCACAUAUCGUGGCUUAAUAUUAACUGAGCCAGUUACGUUAUAUCUUCUAACAAUAUUUCUCACACUGUACCGCGAUAAGUCUAGCAAAGUUGCAAUUUCUGAGUUUGAUUUCCCAGAAUUAAAAAAUUUAAUUAUCAGUAACCGAAUUUUCUCACUAAUAACCUUUCCUCUACCCAUUUUGAAAACCUUAACUACCCAAAACUAUUCUGACAGCUGUGAUUAAUAAAAAAAAUUGUCAUGGCUUUUAUUUUUCACUGCCACCUAUGCGUUAUAGACUUAUUGUGUAUUGAAAUGAAAAUAGGUUGGAAUGCUGUAAUUGCAACAUGGGUUAUUUUUAUGCUGCAAAUUUGAUUAUAUAUUCUCAAAAUAUUCAUUGUUAAUAUUUUAAACCUAUAACACCCUGCUACAUUUUUAUUAUUUGUGUUUGAUAAGAAAAAAACUAACAUUUCAAUAGUUGGGCUAACUGAAGUGGGAAGGGGCUCGUAGCACUGUAAAUUGUAAGCUUCGCAUGAGUGGGCAGCUAAAAUGACAUGUUGCUCGAGGGAAUUUAACAAAACAACCUUUGUUGUGUUUGAUACAAGUGCCAUUUAUAAAGUAAGGACCGUUUUGUAAUGGAGUCAAACUACAUUUUAUUUUUCAACAUGGUCAUCAUAAAAAUUUGUCUUUUCGAGUCACCAGCUUUUGGAUCCCGUCGUCAAGCUCUUUCCACUAAAAAAUUCCUUGAAUUUUGGAAAAAGAUGGUGCUAAGCCAGAGCUGUAUGGUGGGUGAUCCAGUAAUGCCAGCGAAUCUUGUGCAACUGCGCCUCUGUUCUUUCCACAACACGAGGCUGAGCAUUGCCGUUGAGUGGAAUGACUGCUAAAGAGCAGGUCCCGCCGAUUUCACUGUUUCACAGCACCUCUCGUCAUUUAUUGCUGGACGAACUAUUUGCGCCUUAAAAAACGAAUUACUGAGCGCAUUUCACAAUCGGCGGGUUUACUGACCGACAUGACCACAAACAAAGCAGUAUAACCAUGUAAUCGACAGAGAGGUGAGACUUAAUGGCGGCAGUGAAAAGCUAGUCGAGAGUGUCCGAGGUUGAACGGACGUCACGUGACAGGAUGCCCAGGCAUGAUACGCAGUCGGUUCAUACUUUCAAAAUUACCCUCGUGCAAUCUUCCACAUCGCAAGUUGGACCGUUUCCACAAAAUUUGUGUUACUAUACUUUUCUCUUGCCAACUGACUACUGUUGCUCUGGUGACAAGGCCUAAAUUAUAGGCACCCAUUAUCGUAACGUCAGAAUAUCGUUAUGACGGAUAGGAAUAUGUAUAUACUCGGCGACAAAGAAAAGAGAACACCAAGUAAAAAAGAAUUUUGUAUACAGUCAGACAUAUGCAACAGGAAGUAGCGACUAAAUCUUCAAGCGAAACAUUUGCUGGUUUAUCCUAUUAAUGAGCUGAGUCACCCCAAUGCCAUAUGCAUUCGUCCAGUGGUCGAGGCAUGAUUUCUUGAGGUAUCUCAUCUCAAGCUAGCUGUACUUUAAACAAGAUAGAUGGCGCUUUGCUCUAUCUCAUGUAGCUGUACUUUGUUCCGAAAAGUUAUUAGCGUCUUCUGCCUUUUUACUGGGUAUUCUUAUUUUAUUUUUCACUGAGUAUACUAAGAGUUGCUUAAUUGAGUCAUUGAUGAUGAUUACUUGUACUUAUACCAGCUGAAGCAAAACGUGUGUAGAAUAUGAAUGAAGUUACCUGUUGAAUGCCAACUAAAAUGGUCUAACAGUGAACAUAUCAUGACCUGCUAAAGCAUGCUUGUUAUAGCGCUAUAAUUCACGCACUGAGUGAUAGCAAAGGUAAGCAAUGAUAUGUGAAAAUACGGAAUGCGUAUUAACAUAAUGCAUACAACUAUUUUUACACUGCAGCCAGUGAAUUAAUUUGGUUUUUGUGAUGACUAAGCAUUUACAAAUCAAUAAUCUCUUGCAUUCCAGCCUUUCAUCAUAAACUCUUAGACUCAUGUGUACCAAUAAUGAUAAAUGCUGAAUAGGUUUGUUUACAGUAGAUUAUUCUUCAUUUAAAAAGUGAACUGUGAUAUAUUUAAAUUUCUCUCAGUCAUUGAGUGGUGAAAAACUUAAAAAUAUGUUUGAAAGGUGUUUCUGAAUGAACCAAACAUGUAUUUUUAUAUUUUUAUAUGAACUUGGAUUCUUUUAGCGGCAAGGUAAGUAGCUGAAAAAUUCAAUAAACAUGCUAGUUGACAUUCAAGGUUGAAUCAGUGUACAUUUUAUAAACAAAAGUACAGAGUACGUGAUAUACCCGCUGGAUGUAUUUGCACGUUUGAAAGAAAAAUAAGUGGUAUAUUGCGUGAGAUUUUACAUUCGCGUUGCUUGUAUAGAUUUAUCUGAAUGUAUAUAUAAUGUAAGAUUAAUGUAUUAUAGUGACUAAAAUAGUUUAGUCAAAAAAGUAUAUGUACUGUUACAAUUGUAGAUAUUUGUUUUACACUUGGUUAGAGGCAUAUUACGACUAUUGCACAGUCUUGCGGGUCAUAUUGAGAGUCGUAAUAAUGUAACAGUUUAACAAGUGGUAAAGCUGCGUGGUUGUUGUGAUUGUUGUCUCAAAGGACCAAGUAUCGCACUUGAAACAUUUAUAGAAAGCUGCAAGCUUUUAUCAGACAGGGAAUUAUGUGAAUCACUACCAGUUGAGGCCAUGAGCAUUCCACCAGUCAUUAUACCUCACAGCUCUUGGUUAUGCCUCGAGUAUUUUUUCCAUACACAAUAUAAGCAACUGAAGAAAAUUGCAAAAAAUAUCAGCAAACGCCUUAGCGAAUGGUAUAACCCUGUUGAGGUCUACUACGAUGAUCCUAAGAUUUAGGUGUAGAGUAUACGUCUUUUUUAAUCAGAAAACACUGAUAGCUUUUUGUAUGUUAUUAUAUAUUCGAAAUAUGUAUGGUGUUAUACUAAUUCUCCAUAUCUAAGCUAUAAAAAUUCUCUAAGCACUCGUAAAUCAUCAAAGAUUGAAUGUGGGAAAGGUAUAAGUUAUGUACCAACAUUGAAUAACGUAUUCUGGUUAAUCAAUGGUAUGAUUUUUUUGUAUGAAACCUGGAAUUGAUUUACUCCUAAAAAUAAUCAGGAUACAAAACAGUUAUAGAUUUUUAUGUUAUUACUAAAAAUGUCGAAUGUAGAUGAUUUGUUCUGUCUGCAAACUUCAAACAUGUGUUUAGGUAGCUUUUAAAAAAAAUAACACGUUUACAGUUAAUGGUGUCAACUGAUAAAAUCUUAUAGAUGUGCAUAAAGUUUUUGAUAAGGUGUAAAAAUGUUACAUUUUCAGUACUCCUUCUGUUAAGCAAUUAGAGGUUUAAUGUUCAUAUACAUAAAUGAUGUAUAAAAUGUAUAUAAUAUUUUAGGAACAUUUCUGCGACAAUGACAAAAAACUGAAUGUUCAUUCACAUUACUACUGUAUAGUCCUUAUAAUAGCCUCAUGUGUGAAACAUUGUCGUAUUGUCACAAACUUCAUGCAAAAGUAAACGCCCAAAUUCCUUCAAUUUUCAUCUAAUGGGAAUCAUUUGUAAGUGAGGACCCAUAGCAGACCAAUGCUUUCAUUUGUAAUUAAAAUGUGUGAAAAUACAUACUUUCUGUUCUAAGAAAAGUCCCUUUCAACAUUUGUUGUCAUUAUCAUUUUCAGUAAAAUUAGCCUGCCACUUUAUCAGUAUACUUUAUGAAUGUCCUGUGUUGAGAUAAGUCAAUACACAUGAGGCUAUUUCUAAAGUGUCACAAUGUAAAGACUGUUGUAUAUCGGUAUAACAAAUAUUCUGAACUAUGUCAAAUAGCUGACAUUGCUAUUAUACACUGUAUGGAAAAUCCUAAGAGCUUUCUUCACCUAAUAUAUAGUUACGUUUUUUUUAACGCAAUUUUAAGUUCAAUUUUAUCAACAAUGGGUCAAUGUGUAUAAAUAUACCUUGUCCGAUUUUUUUGCAGACACUAUGCAAAAAUGGGGAACUAACUAACAUUUGAACUUAGUUCAAGCCAAAUACACCAUUUUGAUUAACUUUAGCAAUGACAGUCAUACCUUUUAACAAUAAAGUAUGUUUCAGUAUAAAUUAAGACAAUAAAAAUAAUACUGUUUUAUAACAAUUGAUCCACUGGUUGGCCUACUGUUAAUUGUGGUUUGAAUUUAUCUAAAGAAAAUGUGCUCUGAUAUCAAAAAAGUUCAAACUAUCGCAAAUAUUUCAUCCUUGUAGUUUACUUGGUGCAUUUUAGGGGAAAUUGCAAAAAACCCUUAAGGAAAACUGUGAUUUUCGUCAGUUUUAAAAAAAAUUCUGGAGAAUUCAACCUUUUACAUUUGCGAUUCAUGUACAUCAGGUUCAAUUGUGUGAUACAACUGUAUGAACUUUUUGAUAGCUUGAUACAUUUUUUGCAGAAAGUUCAGAACAUCUGUAAUCUUGCAAUCCUUCUAGAUAUGUUAUAUCUUUUGAUUAGAUUUGUUCAUAAAAGGAACAGCAUACAGCUUGUACAGAGAUUAGCUUUUCAGAUUGAAGAGGUUGGAUAUCGCUUAAGUUUUGGUUGUUUUUGUUGAAUAUUUGAGGAAUAAAGGG
Molecule: messenger RNA, 18054 nt
Organism: Acanthoscelides obtectus
Lineage: Eukaryota; Metazoa; Arthropoda; Insecta; Coleoptera; Chrysomelidae
Source: the annotation of a GenBank genome assembly